Molecule: messenger RNA, 603 nt
Organism: Necator americanus (New World hookworm)
Lineage: Eukaryota; Metazoa; Nematoda; Chromadorea; Rhabditida; Ancylostomatidae
Exons: 4
Coding region: 1-603 (200 amino acids)
Source: RefSeq, a predicted model, not a curated record
AUGACGCGUCAGCACGGUGGCCGAUGUUUUAUCUGUCUGUCACCAUAUUGGCAUCGAAAUCUACAUAACGAGAAAAUGAAGGAGAAACUGAAGAUAAUGAGCGCAUACGAACUCGACAUUUUGCCCUCACUCUGGCGAAAUGUUCUCUUCAAAAAUGCUCAUUUUUGUGAGCAUGUCUGUCACAGUUGGUUGAAUCGUUCGAAACGAGCGACAGGCCAAACCAAUGACGAAUUACGAAUGCCAGAAGGAGCAGACUAUGAUUUAAUACAGAAAGAAGCUGUACGGCUUGAGGAGAUGCUGGACGGUUUGAUUGACGGAAUUCGGAGAAGAGCUCAAAUCACUGAUAACAAGGACUAUUUAAUGAUAUUCGUUCGAAAAAGAGGCGGCAGAAAACAACGAGUGACGUGGUUGCCGAGUGGACAGCGAAAAAUUCGUGGCACAUGGUUUGGCUUGGCUGAGAGUUUGAUAGAGCAAUACUCAGCGAAUCUGGAGCUUGAGGAUGUGCAUGAAAGGGAGAUACGAGUCAUUGUCUGGAAACAUUUCAUUCUUGCUCUUCUGCAACUUCUUAUCGAAUACAGUAGUUCGAAUACAUCACGAACGUAA